UUAAUAUAGGAUUUCCCGGAGAAAGCCAAACAAAUCACAUAUAAGCAAAUGCCCUGGAUUGAGUAUCAGGAAAAGGGAAAAGAUUACAGCACACGUCCAUCUCCAUUCUCCAAGACUCUUCUGUUCACAUUUACUGGAGCCGCUGAUGCCCAGAGCUCUCCAGAAGAAAGGAAAAGUCAUUUAUGUCAUGAGGAACCCCAAAGACGUCAUGGUGUCGUAUUUAGUAGGAGCUACGAUGAGAUGUUAAAGAAAUUCAUUACAGGAUGCAUGAUUGGUGGCUCCUGGUUUGACCAUGUUAAAGGAUGGGUGACUAGUAAAGACAAAUACAACAUUCUGAUCCUGACUUAUGAAGAGAUGAUCAAGGACCUCAGAUCCGUCAUUGUGAAAAUCUGUAAGUUUGUUGGCAAGAAUCUGUCAGACGCAGCCAUCGAUAAAGUGGUGGAAAGAGCAACAUUCAACCAAAUGAAAGUAGACCCUGUGGCCAACUAUGAGUCUGUUCCUUGGAAGAUCACAGAUCAGCCAAAAGGAGUUUUUUUGCGCAAAGGAACGGUUGGAGACUGGAGGAACUCUUUAACUGUGGCUCAGAGUGAAUGUCUUGAUCGUGCCUUUGAAGAAAGAAUGAAAGAGGUGCCUAACCUAGUCUGGGACAUCGCACAUUUUUGUGGCUGAAAACUCAAGUUGUAAUUUUUAUUUUGGAACAAAUGAAGAUCUAAAACUAUCAUAC
Messenger RNA from Danio rerio (zebrafish), 724 nucleotides. The record is from RefSeq and is a predicted model, not a curated record. Lineage: Eukaryota; Metazoa; Chordata; Actinopteri; Cypriniformes; Danionidae.